This is a messenger RNA of Choloepus didactylus (southern two-toed sloth), 518 nucleotides long. RefSeq names its product membrane magnesium transporter 1-like. The transcript has a single exon. Lineage: Eukaryota; Metazoa; Chordata; Mammalia; Pilosa; Megalonychidae. The record is from RefSeq and is a predicted model, not a curated record. Bases 60 to 518 code for a protein of 152 amino acids. Gene Ontology annotation, cellular component: early endosome; Golgi apparatus; EMC complex.
AGAAGGAACCGCUCCACCACCCUUAGCUUCUUCUGUUGGAGUGCUGUUCCUCGAGGAUCAUGGUGCCCUCGCUGUGGAAGGGGCUGGUGGGCAUCGUCCUUUUUGCGUUAGCCCACGCAGCCUUUUCUGCUGCUCAGCAUCAUUCUCAUAUGCGAUUAACAGAAAAGGAAGAUGGAUCACUACCAAUAGAUAUAGUUCUUCAAAUGCAUCUGGUCUUUGCAGUUACCUGUUAUGGUAUAGUUCAUAUUGCAGGGGAGUUUAAAGACAUGGAUGCCACUUCAGAACUAAAAAUUAAGACAUUUGACACAAUAAGGAAUCACCCAUCAUUUUAUACAUUUAAUCAUGGUGGUCGACUACUAUUCCAGCCUUCAGAUACAACAAAUUCUUCAAACCAAGAUGCAUUGUCCUCUAAUACAUCUCUGAAGUUACGAAAACUUGAAUCACUGCGUCGUUUGAUUUUUGCAGAUUAUAAUAACAGGACAGGACACAGAACUGGAAUAUUGGAGUUUGGGGUAUAA